This is a messenger RNA of Malassezia pachydermatis, 657 nucleotides long. Its product is annotated as elongation factor 1 beta delta chain. The transcript is spliced from 2 exons. The record is from RefSeq and is a predicted model, not a curated record. The coding region runs from base 1 to 657 and encodes 218 amino acids. Gene Ontology annotation, molecular function: translation elongation factor activity; guanyl-nucleotide exchange factor activity. Gene Ontology annotation, cellular component: eukaryotic translation elongation factor 1 complex; cytosol. Gene Ontology annotation, biological process: translational elongation. NCBI's taxonomy places the organism in Eukaryota, Fungi, Basidiomycota, Malasseziomycetes, Malasseziales, Malasseziaceae.
AUGUCGCUUCCUGACUUUACGAACGCUGAGAACCUCUCCAAGCUGGACUCGUUCCUUGCUUCGAAGUCGUACAUUGAUGGCCACGAGGCCUCGCAGGCCGAUGUUGCCGUCUACGAGACCCUCAAGUCGCCUGUCGACUCGGCGAAGUACCCGAACGUGUCGCGUUGGCAGGAGCACAUCAAGUCCUACGAGGCCGAGCACUCGGGUCUCCAGGGCGACAAGGCCAAGGCCGCUGAGCUCCUCAACUUUGGUGCCGCUGCUGGUGAGAACGACGAUGAUGUCGACCUGUUCGGCUCCGACGAGGAGGAGGAUGCCGAGGCUGAGCGCAUCAAGGCUGAGCGUGUGAAGGAGUACCAGGCUCGCAAGGCUGCCAAGGGCCCUGGCCCCGUCGCCAAGAGUGUCGUCACCUUCGAGGUCAAGCCUUGGGACGAUGAGACCGACAUGGUGGAGCUCGAGAAGGAGGUCCGUGCCAUUGAGAUGGACGGUCUUGUGUGGGGUGCCAGCAAGCUCGUUCCUGUUGGUUACGGUGUGAGCAAGCUCCAGAUCACCAUCGUCGUUGAGGACGACAAGGUGUCGCUCGAUGAGCUCCAGGAGCGUGUCCAGGAGAUUGAGGACUACGUCCAGUCGUCGGACAUUGCUGCCAUGCAGAAGCUCUAA